Amborella trichopoda is the source of this 937-nucleotide messenger RNA. RefSeq names its product putative glutathione S-transferase. NCBI's taxonomy places the organism in Eukaryota, Viridiplantae, Streptophyta, Magnoliopsida, Amborellales, Amborellaceae. Gene Ontology annotation, biological process: glutathione metabolic process. Gene Ontology annotation, cellular component: cytoplasm. The record is from RefSeq and is a predicted model, not a curated record. Gene Ontology annotation, molecular function: glutathione transferase activity.
UUUUAGGGUUUCUAUGUAUAAAACGUAGCAAAGAAUGGAGAACAUGACCACUACUGCUCAGCAUGGCAAAAAAGGAGCACAAAGUGAGGUUGUUGGGAACAUGGAGAAGCCGAUUUGUUCACAGGGUUCGUCUAGCCCUCAAACUCAAGGGAAUUGAGUACGAAUACAUUGAAGAAGACCUCAAAAAUAAGAGCCCCCUUCUUUUAGAGUCCAACCCCGUGUACAAGAAGGUCCCUGUACUCAUUCAUGGCAAUAAUGUGGUUUCUGAAUCAAUGGUGAUCUUAGAAUACAUAGAUGAAACAUGGUCUGAAAAUCCUCUCAUGCCACAAGACCCCUACGACAGAGCUAUUACUCGAUUCUGGUCGAAAUUCAUUGAUGACAAGUGCCUGGCACCAAUCAGGACGGUUCUCUUAACAGACGGUGAGGAACAAGAAAAGGCCAUGAAAGAGGCUAAAGAAGCUCUUAAAACCCUGGAAAGGGGCCUUAAGGGAAAGUUCUUUGGUGGGGAAGUAAUCGGUUUUGUUGACAUUGCGGCCAGUUGUCUAAGCAUCUGGUCCGAAGUGCUUGGGGAAGUAAUUGGCACAAAAUUCAUAGAUUCUGAGAAAUUGCCACACUUACAUUCUUGGAUUGAAGAGUUCACGAGCAUUGAUCUGGUCAAGGAGAGCUUUCCUCCUUACGACAAGCUUUUCGCCUCCUACAAAGCUCUCCGUGAAGACCAUCUCGCAGCAAAGUUUUCUCAGAAUUAAGAUAUCAGUCUCUGAGUUUCAGGUUUUCACUUGCAUCUUAAAAAUUAUAAAAAGAAAAGGUAGAAAGAGUUGGUUUGUGGAAGAUUUCUUUGAUCACAAUUUGCGUGUAUAGUUGAGUAACUAUGGAAAUUGUUGUCGUUUAUAGAAUUAUGCUAAGAUGCUUUGAUCCUUCACUUAUCUACAAUGAAUCC